AAUCAGUAUAUUUUGGUUUCUGGAGCCAAAUUCUACGAACAUGAUCUCUAUACCAUCUUGUACCUAGACCUGGAUGCAUUCCUCUCCAUCGGAAUAAAGUUGUAUGAUUGCUAA
Gregarina niphandrodes is the source of this 114-nucleotide messenger RNA. RefSeq lists its product as hypothetical. The annotation marks the transcript as partial. NCBI's taxonomy places the organism in Eukaryota, Apicomplexa, Conoidasida, Eugregarinorida, Gregarinidae. The record is from RefSeq and is a predicted model, not a curated record. The transcript has a single exon.